GUUCCGAGUCUUGUCAUCGCGCCGUCUCUCUCUAAUUCCUUCAAAAUGAUGGGCGGAGGCCAACCUAUCAUCGUUCUCAACCAGAACACCAAGCGUGAGAGCGGGCGGAAAGUGCAAGUGCAGAACAUCAAUGCCGGGAAGAUGAUUGCUGACGUCAUUCGCACAUGCCUGGGUCCCAGGUCCAUGUUGAAGAUGUUGAUGGACCCCAUGGGUGGCAUUGUCAUGACUAACGAUGGAAAUGCCAUUCUCCGUGAGAUCACUGUCCAGCACCCUGCAGCCAAACACAUGAUUGAGAUUGCACGGACACAAGAUGAAGAGGUUGGUGACGGCACAACAAGUGUGGUUAUCUUGGCUGGAGAAAUGUUGGCUGUGGCUGAACAGUUCCUCGAGCACAAAAUGCACCCUGUGGUGAUCAUUCAGGCCUACAGACAAGCUCUUGAAGAUUCCAUUAAUAUUCUCAGGGAACAGCUUAGUGUACCUGUAGACAUCAACAGUGAGGAACAGAUGGUUGAUGUCAUCAAGUCUUGUAUUGGCACCAAAUUUAUGGGUCAGUAUGCUGAUCUGGCAUGUUCCAUUGCCCUGCGUGCUGUUAAAACCAUCACAACUGAACAGGAUGGUCAGAAGGAAAUUGAUGUCAAGAAGUGGGCAAGGAUUGAGAAGAUCCCUGGUGGCACCAUUGAAGAUUGCCAAGUUUUGAAUGGAAUCAUGGUGAACAAAGACGUAACACACCAGAAGAUGAAACGACGCAUUGAGAAUCCUAGGAUUAUUCUGCUGGAUUGCCCCUUGGAAUACAAGAAAGGAGAAUCACAGACUAAUGUGGAGAUCACUGCAGAGACAGACUUCACCAAGAUGUUAGAGAUUGAAGAAGAACAUGUCAAGUCUAUGUGUGCCGACUUGAUUGCUCUCCAGCCUGAUCUAGUUAUCACAGAGAAGGGUGUUUCUGACUUGGCCCAGCACUACCUCGUCAAAGCAGGCAUCACCUGCAUCAGAAGAGUAAAGAAGUCUGACAACAACAGACUUGCCAGGGCUUGUGGUGCAACUAUUGCUAACCGCACUGAAGAAUUGAAAGAGGAAGAUGUUGGUACUGGUGCAGGAUUGUUUGAAAUUAAGAAGAUUGGAGAUGACUACUUCACAUUCAUCACUGAGUGCAAAGACCCUAAAGCCUGCACAAUCCUUCUUCGUGGACCAAGCAAGGACAUUCUCAAUGAGGUUGAGCGCAAUCUUCACGAUGCUUUGGGCGUGGCUCGUAACCUUGUCCUGGAGCCAUACCUUGUUCCUGGUGGCGGAGCAGUUGAGAUGGCUGUAUCCCACACUCUGCAAGAGAAGGCAAAAACUGUUUCAGGAGUUAAGCAGUGGCCAUACACUGCUCUUGGACAGGCUCUUGAGGUUAUCCCUCGCACUUUGGCACAGAACUGUGGUGCAAAUAUCAUCCGAUUGUUAACAGCCCUGAGAGCCAAGCACGCCAGUGGUGAGACCUUCUGGGGAGUAAAUGGCGAGUCUGGUGAACUCUCAGACAUGAGAAAAUUGAAAAUCUGGGAACCUCUUGCUGUCAAGCUCCAAGUUUUCAAGACUUCUGUAGAGACUGCUGUCUUGCUUUUGAGGAUUGACGACAUUGUCUCAGGAUCCAAGAAGAAGAAUGAGGAUGCUGGCCCUCAGGGGGAAAUGCCAAUGGACGAAGGAGGAAUGGCAUAAGCGAAGAGAAUUCCUCUCGGUUAAUUAUAAUGUGAACAAAAGAAAAACCCUAAUUCGGUUGUGUCUGGUUUUCCUUUUUACAAGUUUCAACAGAAAUCAAACUUGGAAGUGCUAAUACAGCAAGUGCUGAUCUCUGCUACCCUAACUUAACUAUGACUCGGACACGGCUGCUACCUCCUCACCACUGUUCUUGCCUAGUGCGUUUGUAAUCUUAACAUGAUGGAUCUCCUUUGAUGGCCUUUUCAUCUGCAUCGGUAAACUUAACGUGAUUCAUGUCACUUGCACACCAUUUCUAACCAGUCGAAAGACACCAGUGAUAGAGCUUCUUUAAAAAAGCAGAAAUACUGAAAAAAAAAUAAAAAUUUCUAUCGCCAA
Molecule: messenger RNA, 2067 nt
Organism: Penaeus monodon (black tiger shrimp)
Lineage: Eukaryota; Metazoa; Arthropoda; Malacostraca; Decapoda; Penaeidae
Gene: CCT3
Product: T-complex protein 1 subunit gamma-like
Biological process (GO): protein folding
Cellular component (GO): chaperonin-containing T-complex
Molecular function (GO): ATP-dependent protein folding chaperone; ATP binding; ATP hydrolysis activity
Source: RefSeq, a predicted model, not a curated record